ACUUUCCGUUGCACCCAUCUUUCCUUUCUUUCUUUCUACCUUAACCUUCCUUUCUUCAUUUCAUUUCACUUGUUCAUUGUUCCCUUCGCCUUUCAAUCUAUCCAGCAGCCACCCGUUACCCACCCUCAUUUCUUUUACAAAAAUAAAAAUGAGCAGUGCAAUUAACACAUUCACAGUAACUAAACCUAACCCUAAAAAUGAGCUAUCUUCUUCUUCAAUGGAACCGGCUUAUCGGUUCGGUCCAUUUCUCCGCCCUUCUCGCAGCUCAACUGUACUUACUCUUGCCGUUUCCGCCGCCGGUUAUCCGAAACGGGGUUUAGUUUAUUCGAAUUACCGAAACCGCUCGAUUUUCUCGUUUGCGGCUUCUCAUGAGGACUCUAAGUCUUCAGAUAUUGAAGUAGAGGAGGAAGCAAGUAGUCUUAAAGAGAAAGAUGAAGAAUCCGAAGAAGCCUGGAAACAAACUUUAGCUUCUUUCAAAGUACAAGCAUUGAAAAUGCUGAGUGUUUCCCAGGAAGCUUAUGAAGUGUACUUGAAGAAAGCCACGGUAGUACUGAAGGACACCUCAGAGCAAUUGAAGAUCCAAGCAGAUAAAGCUAGUGAGGAUUUGAGUGUCAUUGCCAAGGAACUUGGUGAAGAAGGUAAAGUGUAUUUGUCCGCAGCUGCAGAGAACUCUCCUGAGCCUGUCAAGGAUAUUGUCGAGACCUUUGCUUCUUCAACUGAUGACUUGAAAGAUGUAUCUCAAGUGCUUGACUUUUAUGUCGGUAUUCCGUAUGGUGGGCUGCUUACUUUAGGUGGGUUUCUUUCCUUCAUGAUUACCGGAAGUGUUUCUGCUAUCAGAUUUGGUAUUAUUCUUGGUGGAACCCUUUUGGCCUUAGCUGUCUAUAGUCUAAGAUCCUGGAAAAAAGGAGAAUCAAGUUCCGUUGCUUUGAAAGGCCAGGCAGCCAUUGCUACAAUAUUGUUUUUGAGGGAUGUACGCCUGGUUUUCUCGAGGCCAGCAUUCACCAGAUAUAUUGCACUAAUAAUCAGUGGUGCAGCAUUGGCAUUUUAUGUCUAUAGAAUCACAUACUCUCGUGGACAGUCAACAGGAGAAUCAAGUUAUGAGACCAAGACAGAUAAUUAGGUCUAUGUUCCAAGGGUUAAAGUUGAGUGAUUGGCGGUGGCGUGAGCAGUUGUGCCCUUGUGUGAUGGUUUGGAUCCAGGAUUUGGUGUAUGCUGCUUUAGAUAUGAACCCUUCAGAUUCGAACCUGCACUUUUAAAGGCAUGCUAAGACCUACGAUCUUAUUGUUAGUUGUAGAAGUUUAAAUUUAGAGUUCAAAAAAGCAAUAACCUGCCUGCACCCACCUUUGACGCCAACAUGUCAAUUAAAAAAUAUUCCUUUCGGCAAACUAAGACUUGUAAUGGUUUCAAACAUGACGAUUAUGAUUGUUGUAAUUUAUUAUGUUUUGUGUUCCUCAAUGUAAUUGGCCUAAAGAAUGAAAAUCAAAUUUUGUUUUUGUUUUUUCA
This is a messenger RNA of Erigeron canadensis, 1503 nucleotides long. Its product is annotated as protein FATTY ACID EXPORT 3, chloroplastic. The coding region runs from base 149 to 1120 and encodes 323 amino acids. NCBI's taxonomy places the organism in Eukaryota, Viridiplantae, Streptophyta, Magnoliopsida, Asterales, Asteraceae. The transcript has 7 exons. Gene Ontology annotation, cellular component: membrane. The record is from RefSeq and is a predicted model, not a curated record.